AUGGAACUGACCUGGCUCCCAGACAUUCCCCAGUCGCGCAGUCGUACGAGGGCAUUGCGAGCUUGUGCCAAUUGCCAGCGUUCGAAGAAACGAUGUCGACACUUGAUCCCCAAAUGGGAACCCUCCAAUGAUCCAGAUCGGCAACCGCCCCAUUCCAAUAAUUAUAAUACUGUCCAGCCCAGUCCCCAAGGCCAGAGUCGCUUGGAUCCAUCAAAUAUAGACCGCGCGCGGACAGCGUCGGACAGUCCGGCGUCAACGUCUGUCCCCACUACAGAGAGAUUCGUGGGAGACCUCAAUCCAGAGUCAUUGAUUCGAGAAAGAUUAGACGAGCCUACCGGAAAUCCUCUACGAGACCGUAUUGGACUCUGGAUUAACUCCCCCGCGGCGCAAAAGGCAAAGCCACGAAAUGUGACAGGACAAGCGGAAUCAUCUAAUGCGCCAGGCGCCAACGAUGAACACGCUACUGCGUCAUUGCUUCAGCAGCGAUUCGCUGUGGGGAUGCAAGCAUCUCGGCAACUCCCUUUAUCUACGCGAGAGCCUUUAAUCGCCAUUUACUUUAACAAGGUCAACCACAUCAUCCCGAUAGUGGACCAAGGGUUCAUCCAAGCGCAGGCCGAUGGCUCAGCGUCUGUUUUCCUCGAGAAGGCCAUGUGUCUUGUAGCUGCGAAGACCUCUGCAGCUGUCCCCUAUCUAACACUCGCACCACACGGCCCGCUUCUACCCUCGCGCCAGUUCUGUUCCGAGAUAUACAGAGAGCUUGUCGUAGCCAUGGACGCAGAGUUGGAACCGGAUCGACUAACGCGGAUCCGUGUUCUAGCACUGAUGUCUCUGCAUUGCGAGGGAUAUGAAGGCGCAGAAGCCGCAUCUUUGCACCUCUGCCAAGCUAUACAUCAAUCUCAGACGGUAGGGCUGCAUCUCGGGCGUCCAAACCAGCCACCUACAGACUCCAUGACCAAAUUGUUCUGGUGUUUGUGGACACUUGAUAAGAUGCACGCAAGCAUUGGCGGUCGGCCAGUUCUGAUAGCAGAUCGCGAUGUUGGGGUCGUAAAACCUGAUCUCACUCAGAAGUCACGGGGCGCUUUCGAGGUCUGGCUUGCUGUUUCUGACCUGCUGGCGAAUGUCAUAUCUUUCUACAGACCUACAGCAGAUCCUACCGGUGGUUGGGAAGAGGGAUUCCCUGCUUUUGAAGAUCUCGUGGGGGAAGAUGCACAGGGAGAUCUGGACUUCGCCACAUUAGGAUUUUUGGAACUAUACUACCACUCCGUCGCCAUCUUAUCAUGCCGCUAUAAACCAACCGACAGUAUUGACGGCAGACUCUCAUCCGUCAGACAAGGCCUAGCAGCCGUGCGCAUUCACUCAAUUGUCGCAUCAGAGUGUGCAGACAGCCUUCCGCCCCUUCCAGUUGUCCCAUACUCAAUCACUCUCUCAAUGGGCGUCUCAUACCGCCAACUCCGCUCCAGCAAACUCAUCACACACCUCGACCGAGCAAAAGCCAGCCUGGAAGCUUGCUGCUCGUUAUUAGAAGACAUAAGCCCAUACUGGUACUCUGCCGAAGCCAUGGCCAGACUCGGCCAAAAAGCACUCCACCAAAUACACGGCCAGCCGACGCAGUCCAAGCCAGACUCUCGUGGAGACAGAGUCUUGGAAACGGCUCAUGUCACAUCCCAUGAAGAUUCCGUCCCAGCUAAACGACAGCGAAUUAACAGCGGACCAGUCUCGCCGCCUGAUAUCGCGCUGGAUACACUACCUGCACCGACGGAUCUGCAGGUCGACGGAUUCGCAGAUAUAGAUACGUUGUUCGGCGAGUUCUUGGAUCUAUCGCUACCAACUAACUUUUGGGAUCCGAUUUUCAUGGAACAUGAACCGCAGUCAUAA
This is a messenger RNA of Penicillium salamii, 1875 nucleotides long. The record is from the annotation of a GenBank genome assembly. NCBI's taxonomy places the organism in Eukaryota, Fungi, Ascomycota, Eurotiomycetes, Eurotiales, Aspergillaceae.